Molecule: messenger RNA, 2480 nt
Organism: Scleropages formosus (Asian bonytongue)
Lineage: Eukaryota; Metazoa; Chordata; Actinopteri; Osteoglossiformes; Osteoglossidae
Product: N-acylneuraminate cytidylyltransferase-like
Exons: 8
Coding region: 219-1598 (459 amino acids)
Molecular function (GO): N-acylneuraminate cytidylyltransferase activity
Source: RefSeq, a predicted model, not a curated record
AUGAAACAACUGCCCUUCUCUUUCAGCUUUUACGGCAGAUCGCUUUGUCCUACGUGGCCUUUUCAGUAUACCUUUUAGGACUUACGCUGCGCGGUGUGUGCCGUUUGUGGAGGAAGCGUGUUAUUGCGUUCUAACGGUGCAGUCCACUGGUCCUUUUAAAAAGAACGCACACCAGGCUCAUUUGUGAGCCACGUUUAUCGCAAAAAAACCUCACCUUAAUGGACGACCAGGAUUUUGAUGGGUCGCUCGAUGGGAGCAGCGGUCACUCGUCCGCGGGGAAGCACAAGAUCAUGAGCCCGUGCGCUGCUGGGGGUCCGGCUGCUGCAGACCCCACGGGUGACGGCCUUUGCUCGGCCAAGAGAAAGAGGAAAGAGGCCCAGACUAGACACAUCGCUGCCCUGAUUCUGGCCCGGGGCGGCAGUAAGGGCAUUCCGCUGAAGAACAUCAAGAUGCUGGCAGGGGUCCCGCUCAUCGGAUGGGUGCUGAGAGCCGCCGUCGACUCCGGGGUGUUCGACAGUGUGUGGGUCUCCACGGACCACGAUGAGAUCGAGAAGGUGGCGAAGGCGUGGGGAGCAAAGGUCCACCGCCGAUCUCCAGAGGUGUCCAAGGACUCCACAAGUUCUCUGGAGACCAUCCAGGAAUUUGCCAGGAUGCAGCCUGACAUCACUGUGUUCUGCAACAUCCAGGCAACCUCACCCUGCCUGCACCCCCACCACCUGAAAGCGGCGGUCGAGAUGAUCACCAAGAAGGGCUACGAGUCUGUCUUCUCUGUGGUCCGGAGACACCACUUCCGCUGGGAGGAAGUCAAAGGAGGAGAAGGCACCAGCACAAAGCCCCUGAACUUGGACCCGGCACGGAGACCCCGCCGGCAGGACUGGCCCGGGGAGCUGUGCGAGAACGGCUCCUUCUACUUUGCCACCCGUGAGCUGGUGGAGAAAGGGCUCCUGCAGGGUGGAAAGUUGGCCUACUUCGAGAUGCUCCCGGAAUAUAGCGUGGACAUCGAUGUGGACAUCGACUGGCCCGUGGCGGAGCAGCGAGUCCUCAGGUACGGCUACUUCGGCGCGGACAAGCUGGACGCGGUAAAGCUCCUCUUCUGCAACGUCUCUGGCUGUCUGACGGACGGCCAGUCCUACCUGUCGGCCACGGGGGAAGAGAUCGUGUCCGUCAACGGCAGAGAUGUGGCCGGCGUUCGCAUGCUCAAGAAAGAGGAAGUGGAGGUAAUAUUCCUGUCCUCGAGCGAUGACCCCAUCCCCAAGGCCCUGGCAGACAAGUUGUCCCGUAAGAUGAACUGCAAGAUACGGCAGGGUGUUCAGGACAAGCAGGCCGAGGUGAAGAAGAUCGUGGAUGCACGGCACCUAAUGUGGAAAGAGGUGGCUUAUCUUGGGAGUGACGAACCUGACGUGGACUGCCUCAGCCUGUCUGGGGUGAGCGGCGUGCCCCAGGACGCACCCACAGUGGCACUCAACGCGGCCAAGUACAUCUGCCGCAGCCCCGCCGGGAGGGGGGCUCUCCGGGAGUUUGCCGAGUACAUCCUGCUGCUGAAGAAAAAGGAAAGGUCCAAACUGGAACAGGACAGGAUCGGCCGUGACAACUUCUAGUGCAGGAUGGGCCAUUUUAUUUCUUUAAGUUCAAACUUUUUAAUUUAAUUUUCUUUUUAAAUUCCUCACUUUUAUUGAGUGAGGGUUACAGAAGGCUUACGAUGGUAAGGGAAUAUCCAGGAUACCUAUUUUUUCAAACAUGGAUUGUGAAUAUAAAUGAAGAUCAUUUCUAAUAUCUACAGAAUUGUUGUAUAUAAGUUUAUCGCAAUACUGAAAUUUCAAUCCCUGCAACCCUUCCUGGCAGUAUGUUUUCCUGUAUAUCAGCCAAUGCUGUAUGCACACUAUGGGUAUGAACAGUUCCUGACUACAUGCUUAGUUGUUUCCAGAGGUUUACAGUGAGAAUGUGUUGCUGCACAUAGAUUUUCAGAGGUGAUCAUAUGUUUAUGAAAUAGAGGUAGAUUUUAUGCCUGAACCUUAAAUUCUUUGCAGGAUUUAUUACAACUCUGACCUCAGCUUAACCCACACACGUUCACCGAACGUGUCGGAGCGUUGACCAUUAGACCGCAGUUAUGUUUUUGAAUAGUUUAUAGUCAAUACUGCAAAUUGACCUCCUCCACAUUACUCCUGAGCUUGGAGUGUGUUUAUCCUGAGUCGCUUCAGGAUUUCAGAUACAAAAUUGGAUGAGUAACAUCUGUUAAAGGUGUUGCCGCAGAACCCGAGCUGGUUGCUAUGCCAAAUUGUCUAUACUGAAAUAUGUAGCAUCAGUUGCAGAUUUAUUAGCAUAUUUUCAUUGCAAAUGGAGAUGAGCAAUUAUGUCAGUAAAGAAUUUCUGUUGGCUGUGGCCUGACUGCUUCAAAAUACAGCGGUGCUUUAAAGACCAUCAGCAAUAAUAACAGAAAAGCCCAUUGAAGCCAUCCAUCCAUCUUCCUCCGCUUUUAUCCG